AUGGCAGGAGAUGAGGGAGGAGCAACUCUGGGGCAGCCACACCUCUCCCUGAGUACCUUAGAUGUAAAUAAGUUGACACCUUUGUCACCAGAAGUCAUCAGCAGGCAAACUACAAUUAAUAUAGGUACAAUUGACCAUGUAGCUUAUGGAAAGUCCACAAUAGUAAAAUCUAUUUCUGAAGGAUUCAAAAAUGAACUGGAGAGAAAUAUCACUAUCAAGCUGGGCUAUCCCAUAGCUAAGAUUUACAAACUUGAUCCAGGUUGUUCUCAACCAGAGUGUUACCAAUCCUGUGGGAGCAGUACACCUGACAAAUUCCCAACAGAUAUUUCUGGGACCAAAGGGAAUUUUAAACUAGUUAGGCAUGUCUCUUGCGUGGAUUAUCCUGGCCAUGAUAUCUUGAUGGCUACUAUGUUAAACGGAGCAGCUGUCAUGGGCACAGCUCUGCUGUUAAUAACUGGCGAUGAGUCAUGUCCUCAGCCACAGAACCAAGAACACUUAGCUGCUAUGGAUCUACAGAAUAAGAUUGAUUUGGUAAAAGAAAGCCAGGCCAAGGAGCAGUAUGAGCAAAUUCUAGCUUUUGAACACGGUACCAGUGCAGAAGGAGCUCCAAUUAUUCCAGUCUCAGCACAGCUGAAAUACAACAUUGAAGUUGUUUGCUAG
Molecule: messenger RNA, 660 nt
Organism: Lacerta agilis (Sand lizard)
Lineage: Eukaryota; Metazoa; Chordata; Lepidosauria; Squamata; Lacertidae
Product: eukaryotic translation initiation factor 2 subunit 3-like
Biological process (GO): positive regulation of translational fidelity; formation of translation preinitiation complex
Cellular component (GO): cytosol; eukaryotic translation initiation factor 2 complex
Molecular function (GO): GTP binding; translation initiation factor activity; GTPase activity
Source: RefSeq, a predicted model, not a curated record